GUCAUAGAGCAGGAAGUGUCUCCCAGAUACAGCGGCAGGAAGAUAGGAGGAGCCUCUCCCUACCCCGCCCAUCAUCUCCACAACACAGCACGGAUGGAGCACAUCAGGACCACCAAGGUGGAGCAGGUGAAGUUAUUGGAUCGCUUCAGCCCUAGCAACAAAUCUUCUUCUGGGACUCUGUAUCUCACUGCCACCCACUUAUUGUUUAUAGACUCUCAGCAGAAGGAAAUCUGGAUUCUACACCAUCACAUUGCUGCGGUGGAGAAGCUAGCUCUCACAACUACCGGCUGCCCUUUAGUGAUACAAUGCAAGAAUUUUCGAGUGGUCCACUUUAUAGUUCCCAGGGAGAGGGACUGUCAUGACAUCUUCAACUCUCUGCUACUGCUGUCAAAGCCAGUGCGAUAUGCUGAUAUCUACGCAUUUUCUUAUAAUCCUAAACAAAAUGAGAAGGAACAAAUUCUUGGAUGGCAGUGCUUAAACCUGAAAGAAGAGUAUCAGAGAAUGGGCGUCCCUAAUUCUUACUGGCAACUGUCUGAUGUCAAUAGAGAUUACAAGGUGUGUGAGACGUAUCCACGAGAAUUGUAUGUGCCAAUUACAGCAAGCAAGCCGAUCAUUGUGGGGAGCUCAAAGUUUAGAAGUAAAGGGAGAUUCCCAGUGUUGUCCUAUUAUCAUCAGGAGACACAGGCAGCUAUUUGCAGGUGCAGUCAGCCUUUGUCUGGCUUUAGUGCGAGAUGUCUGGAGGAUGAACACAUGCUGCAAUCUGUUAGUAAAGCCAAUCCUGGGUGCAGGUCAAUGUAUGUCAUGGAUACCAGGCCUAAGCUGAAUGCCAUGGCAAACAGAGCAGCAGGCAAGGGGUAUGAGAAUGCAGAUAAUUACUCCAACAUUAAAUUUCAGUUUGUUGGAAUUGAGAACAUUCAUGUAAUGAGAUCGAGUCUGCAGAAACUCUUGGAAGUUUGCGGGUCUAAAAACCUCUCUGUAAGUGACUUUUUCAAUGGCUUAGAGAACUGUGGAUGGCUCCGCCACAUCAAAGCAGUGAUGGAUGCUUCUGUCUGCUUAGCCAAGGCUAUAUAUGAGGAGAAUACCAGCGUACUGGUACAUUGUUCUGAUGGCUGGGACCGUACAUCACAAGUCUGUGCGUUGGGAUCAUUAUUGAUGGAUUCUUUCUACAGAACCAUCAAAGGCUUCAUGGUGCUGAUUGAGAAAGACUGGAUAUCAUUUGGCCAUAAAUUUUCUGACAGAUGUGGGCAAUUAUAUGGCGAUUCUAAGGAGGUUUCUCCGGUGUUCACACAGUUUUUAGAGUGCGUCUGGCAUCUCACUGAGCAGUUUCCUCAGGCUUUUGAAUUUAAUGAAGCAUUCCUUCUCCACAUACACGAGCAUGUACAUUCCUGUCAGUUCGGAAACUUCAUAGGAAAUUGUGAAAAGGAGCGGGAAGAAUUGAGAUUAAAGGAGAAGACGCACUCAUUGUGGGCACAUCUUCUUGGUGAACGCAGCAAAUAUCAGAAUCCUCUGUUUGAUCAGAGCUCCCUCAAGAGCCAGCCCGUCCUGGAGCCAAACACCAUCCAUUCCAGCUUCAAAUUCUGGAGGAACAUGUAUCACCAGUUUGACUUGACACUGCAUCCCAGACAGUCUGUUGCCAAUUUACUUGUAAAAAUAAGUGCUGAAAACAAAGCUUUGGAGGAUGAAUUGAAACAACUACAACUGAAAAUGAGCAAUCUUACCAAAGGAGGUGAAUAUGCUGGAAACAGCUGCGUCAGCUCUCCUACCACAGAGUAUAUCAGCUCUCCAACCACUGAGUAUAUCAGCUCUCCUACAACAGAGUUUCCCAAACUGAAUGAAUCUCCGUGUUACGAGAAGGAGCAAGUUCUUCACCCCCUGCAGGACUCUGUUCAAACCAUAGAUGGCAACACUGCAAAAGACAACCGCUAUACUGAAUAUUCACAGGAGCCGUCUAAAGAAGAGCCCUCGUUUGUCAGUCUGGAGUUUGGAGUUGCUAAAAUGAGAGUCAGUUAGAUGUUGACUGUGCUAAAAGUGCCUUGUGAGUUCACAAAAUCCCUUCUAGCACAUAAAAGGCUGUCAUUGGGCAUAAUACUACUCAGUCAAUAGAGAAAGAAAAGCCCAAAUUGACUUUUAGCUAGAUGGACUGAAGACUCUACCUUGUGAGUGGCCGUUAUAUAACCGUUGGGUAACUCCAUCUAGGUAGAGCAGGAUUCUAAAGUUGCAUUUUUUUAAGGAAUCAAGCUUCCGAAAUUGCAUUUAUUUAGAAGCGGACGAUGUUUGUACUGUAUAACUCCAGUUUACAUUGAUCAUCUGUAUUCCACAUACAGUCAGGUUCUCCUAAUGGAGCAUCUAAAGGCCUUCAUAGUAUGUGUGAAAAUGUUUAAAGGAAAAUUGCUUCUGUUGGCCGUAGCAACCAGUUCCCUCUUUAAUGUUCAUGCCUGUGUGCCAUUUUGAUGUUGAUUGGUUGGUACAGAAAGAAUUCCUCUUUUUGACUUAUCUGUACAUACAUAGGGUUCUUUGUGUCUUCAGGGUGUCUUGUAGUUUUCACUGGACUUAGCUUGUCUAUAAUCUGUUUGUAAACUGUGUAGAUCAUAUUUUGGUGUAUGUAGCCGUAUCGAUACCGCAAAAGCCUUGAGAGCUUGUAAAGACUUGGGAAGACCAGGGACUGCAGGCCAAAAGUGAUUGUAUUCAUUGUGAGUUGGCGACACAAAGCUAAGCUAUCACUUAAUGCCUUUGUGUAUUGAGCCAUAGAGCUCUGUAUAGUUCUCCUACAGCUGCUGCUAAGGCUUUUCCCUAACGGAAGGAAUAUAUAAUGCCCCCCACAUCCCCAUUUUAGCUUUUGUGUACUCUAAAGAGGUAAUAAUAAUGAGGACCUGUUAUUUUCUAUGUACUAGCCCCCAAUACCCUAAGACCUAGGGGUGUUUCUGUGUCCCCCCUUGUGCUUGGCAUGUAGGUUUUAAAUCCCCUGCAAGUAGUAUGUGAAUACUGAUGACUGGGGAUUGCCUGGCGGGCAGACUGAACGCAAAAACAUUUGCAUAGAUUGUGCCCGGCUUAUGACUCGUCCGUGACUUUGCCCAAGUAGACCUAUAAGUGCAUAAUACUCCUGUUCCUAAUAUCCAGCAGGUCCUCUUUAAUAUCACCUAGAUUGCCAGGAAGAAGGCAGGUUGUAUCAAAUAAUCAGCAAUGCAUAUGGUACAAGUUUUCACUUAUAGCAAUAAUGCUCCUAAAACUCAAAUUGGCUCAUUAAACCUAUCCAGUAUGUAAAAAGUUUGUACUAACUUUGUAGUGACAAAUAUCAUACAGCCUUAUUUAGCAAAGCAAUACAAAGUGUGAAUGCUAUCUACAAAGUACAAUAAUCCUGAAAAUCCAAUUACCAGAUCGGGUCAGAGCUUCUUUUGUUUGGUUGCUGAAGGUUACUAACCCGUUACAUAUCAAUUAUACUUUGUAGUGCUUUAUUAAGCAAGGCAUGUUGUGUGUAAUUCGCUAUUUUAGGCUGAGGAGCAACAAAAGGGGGGUCUAAAAUAUAGAAAUAUUGCACUAGUGGCCACUGAAAUGUUCUACCAUGAAAAGAAAUGUCAGUUUUUGGAGUAUUUAAAUGGUAAUGUGCCAUGGAAAGAGCUGGACCCUUUCACUGCUCAGUCAUUUUGUUUAAAAAAUGAGUCGUCUUCAUUUAUCUAUCU
Messenger RNA from Rana temporaria (common frog), 3677 nucleotides. It is a transcript of the gene MTMR6, whose product is annotated as myotubularin related protein 6. Bases 94 to 2010 code for a protein of 638 amino acids. Gene Ontology annotation, biological process: dephosphorylation. The transcript is spliced from 14 exons. The record is from RefSeq and is a predicted model, not a curated record. Lineage: Eukaryota; Metazoa; Chordata; Amphibia; Anura; Ranidae. Gene Ontology annotation, molecular function: phosphatidylinositol-3,5-bisphosphate phosphatase activity. Gene Ontology annotation, cellular component: nuclear envelope.